This is a messenger RNA of Prorocentrum cordatum, 786 nucleotides long. NCBI's taxonomy places the organism in Eukaryota, Dinophyceae, Prorocentrales, Prorocentraceae. The record is from the annotation of a GenBank genome assembly.
AUGUGGGCGGCCAUUUCGGGCCCGUGCACGUUGGACGGCGCCUGUGUGCAGAGCGCGAACUAUCCACAGGCUUAUAAUAACAACGAGGCGUGCACGAUUGAGAUCGACGCGGAGAACGCAGCACCGAUCGUCGUGGAGGCUUUCAAUGUAGAAUGGUACUUCGACUACAUCGUUAUCGACGGAUGGAAAUAUUACAGCGGAAGUUCGGGUCCGUCUGGAUUCACACCGUCAUCCAGUAUCGUGUGGUCGUCCGAUUUCAGCGUUACGAGGAGUGGAUGGAAAUUUUGCGUACCAGUGUCAACACCUGCACCCCCUCCGACAACAGCACCAACGCCUGCACCGACCUCUGCGCCGACUCCCGCACCGACAGCUGCGCCGACUCUUGUGCCCACUCCUUCGCCAACCGCUGCGCCGACGCCCGGUUCUGCGAGCAUGUGGGGGACCAUCUCAGGACCGUGCACGUUGGACGGCGCCUGUGUGCAGAGCCCGAACUAUCCUCAGUACUACAGCAACAGCCAGGCUUGCACGAUCGAGAUCAACGCGGCGAACGCAGCACCGAUAGUUGUGGAGUACUUCAAUGUGGAGUCGUACUUCGACUACCUCCUCAUCGACGGCUGGAAGACUUUUAGCGGCAGGCGCCGCCGUCCGUCUGGGUUCACACCGUCAUCCAGUAUUUUCUGGUCAUCCGACUUCUCCGUGACGAGGCGCGGUUGGAGGUUGUGCGAGCCAGAUCGCCGCCUUCUGGAGGAGGCCCCAGCGCCCGACGAGCCAGCCUUCCUGAUUUAG